AUGAGAGCAAUAGGAAAGGACAAAUACAGAGGAGAAAGGAAGGACACUCAAGGAUCUCCAUCGAGCAUCAAGUGCUAUGGAUGUGGAGAAAGAGGACACAUCAAGAUUGAUUGUACCAAGAAUAAGAGAUGUGAAGAAAAGAAAGAAAAGAAAUUUCCCAAUAAGAAGAAGGCUUACAUAGCGUGGGAAGAAAAUGAUUCCAGUUCUUCAAGCUCAAGUGACUCAGAUGAGGAAGCAAAUCUUUGCUUAAUGGCUGACUCUGAUAAUGCUCAAAGUCAAUUUCUCACCAAAAAGAAUAAAUAUAUAAAGGAAGAAACAAUUGAAGUACAGGGAAAUUGCAGUGCCAUAAUGCAGAAGACUCUCCCUCCAAAAUUUAAAGAUCCGAGGAGUUUCUCCAUUCCUUGCACUAUUGAAGAUCAUGAUGUAGGGAAAGCUCUUGUUGACUUAGGGGCUAGCAUCAAUCUGAUGCCCCUAUAUAUGCUUAAGAAGAUUAGUGGUCUGGAAGUCAAACCCACAAGGAUGGUGUUUCAAAUGACGAACAGGUCUAUCACGCAUCCCUAUGGUGUAGUGGAAGAUGUGGUGAUUCAAAUUGUUAAACUUAAAUUCCCAAUGGAUUUUGUAGUGAUGGAGAUGGGAGAAGAUGUAGAGAUACCGCCCAUUCUUGGAAGACCUUUCAUGAAGACAGCUAAGGUUGUUAUUCAUAUGAAAGAGGGAAUAUUGAAAUUAAAGGACCAAGAUAGAGAGGUAACUUUCAAUGUCUUUGAUACUGGGCAACCGAUCCAAAUAAAAUAG
This is a messenger RNA of Vigna radiata var. radiata (mung bean), 792 nucleotides long. RefSeq lists its product as uncharacterized. NCBI's taxonomy places the organism in Eukaryota, Viridiplantae, Streptophyta, Magnoliopsida, Fabales, Fabaceae. Bases 1 to 792 code for a protein of 263 amino acids. The transcript is spliced from 2 exons. The record is from RefSeq and is a predicted model, not a curated record. Gene Ontology annotation, molecular function: zinc ion binding; nucleic acid binding.